AAAAGGGAGCAGAGAGCUAGCUGCUUAGGGGGAGGGAAAGGGAGCCGGAGCGGGAGCUCGAGGGGAGGCAGGCCGGUCGCCGGGCUUGGCAGGCGGACUUUGAGUGCAAGAACCGAGCCUUCCUUAGGCCCCUCGCCCGCAGGACCGCGAUGCCCCUGGCCUCUCCCGCAGAGGCUAAGGCUGGGCCUGGGGUCGCCGCAGGGGCGAGGGGGGCCGCCCAGGAUGGAACUCCAGCCUCCUGUAGCCGCGGAAACUUGAUCUUCGACUGAUAAACCUCAGCUCACGUCUCCGCACCGUCCUCCACUGCCGCCGCACGCUGCGGGUGCAGGACCCAGGCUCUCGGACCGCGGCCACUGCGUGCCCUCGGAGUGGGGGUGCAGGGGGGGUUGGCCGCGGCGUCCCGAGGCCAGCCCCCCCGGAGUGACUGCCACCAACCAUGGCGGACGGGUCACCUCGGCCCCCGCUUUAUCGCAGCGUCUCGUUUAAACUGCUGGAGCGCUGGAGCGGAGGACCGGGGCCGAGGGAGGAGGACGCGGACACCCCUGGGUUGCGGCGCCGAGCUUCGUGCCGGCCAGCCGCGGCAGUCCCGGGCCAGCCCUCCCGGCGCGUGUCCAAGCUGGCGUCGGGGCCCCCGGCCGCCCCCGCGCAGCCGCGCCCGCUCCGCAGCCUCUCGCCAUCGGUGCGCCAGCUCUCCCGGCGCUUCGACGCGGCGCGUCUGGACGACGACUCCACUGGUGCCCGGGACUGGGGCUGCUCCUCCGGCACCACAGAAGAAGCAGCGGAAGGCUCUGAGCGUGGGGCCUGGCCCAGCGUCACCGAGAUGCGCAAACUCUUCGGCGGCCCGAGCUCCAGACGACCCAGUAUGGACUCUGAGGCCCUGGGGUCGACCAGCCCCGACAGAGCUUCGUGGGAGCCCCCAACUCGCGAUCCCCGGCAGCCUCCGACGCCACCUCCUCGAACGUGCUUUCCUCUGGCUGGCCUGCGUUCUGCGCGGCCGCUGUCCGGGCCCGGGAUCGAGGGGAGGCGACGUCGGCAGCACCAGCAGCAGGAGCGGGCGCAGCGUCCGGCGGAUGGUUUACAUUCUUGGCAUAGCUUCUCCCAACCGCAGGCCGGGGCUCGGGCCUCCUCCUCCUCCUCCUCCAUUGCCUCCUCCUAUCCUGUCAGCCGCAGCCGGGCUGCUAGUUCUAGCGAGGAGGAAGAGGAGGGACCGCAGCCGCAGCUUGGGCCUCAGAGUCCGGCCUACCUCGGAGGCCACUCUUCGGGCAGUGACGAGGACCCAGAUGGUGAGGAUGGCCGUCGCUGGAGAGGGAGAGGUCUCCGGCCUGGAAGCUCUCUGUUGGUUCAUGGCUGCAGCCAGGACAGUGACGAGCUAAAUCCGGGGGGCUUGGGAUCAGCGGGGGGUGUCGGGAGCCCCGAACCUCCGACGUCUCCAAGAACCUCAAUGGAGGAGUGGGGUAUUGGCACACAACCCUGCGUCCCAUGUCCCCAAGAGAUCUUAAAGCCUAUGUCCGACACAGGGGGUGCACCUUUCCGUGUGGCUAAGGUGAGUUUUCCUGCGUACCUGGCCAGCCCUGCUGGCUCCCGAGGUAGUAGUCGAUAUUCCAGCACUGAGACCCUCAAGGAUGAUGACUUAUGGUCAAGCCGCAGUUCUGUGAGCUGGGGUGUAUAUCGAUCCCCAAGUUUUGGAACUGGAGAUGGACUCCUUCUGCGUCCCCAGACUAGGUCCCGCAGUAAGGGAUCUGUAGGCACCGCCAGGACGCUGAGGGAUGGAGGACUGGAGCUAGAUAAGAACCGACAACGCAAGUCCCUAUCGAAUCCAGAUAUCGCCUCAGAAACCCUGACGCUGCUCAGUUUCCUGCGUUCAGACCUUUCAGAGCUGCGGGUCCGAAAGCCCAGUGGGGGCCCUGGAAACAGCCCUCUAGAUGGCAGAGACUCACCAUCAGCAGGUAACCCAAUGGAACAAUCUGAGUCCACGCUGUCUCAAAGUCCAACAUCACCCACCACCCGGCCCACCCUCAAGGACCUGACAGCUACCCUGCGCAGGGCAAAGUCAUUCAGCUGCUCAGAAAAGCCCAUGGCCCGGCGCCUGCUCCGCACCAGUGCCUUGAAGCCUAGCUCCUCAGAGCUCCUACUGGCAGGUUCUGGGGCAGAGGAGGAUCCACUGCCACUCGUGGUCCAGGAUCAGUAUGUUCAGGAAGCCCGGCAGGUUUUUGAGAAGAUUCAGCGUAUGGGUGCGCAGCAGGAUGAUGGAGGUGAUGUCUGCCCUAGAAGUCCUGACUGGGCAGGGGCUAUGACCCAAGGGCAGCGGUCUCAGGAGGAGCUCUCUGGCCCUGAGUCCAGCCUGACAGAUGAGGGCAUUGGAGCAGACCCUGAACCUCUUGGUGCUGCCUUCUGCAGCCUAGAUCCUGCAGGAGUAUGGCGACCCCUUUCCUCAGCUUCAGCACAGACAGACCAUCAGCGUGGGGCGGGGACAGAAGACAGCCUGGGUGGGAGGGCCCUUCUGUCUCCUGAGACCCCUCCGACACCGGGUGCCCUCCGCAGGAGACGAAAAGUCCCACCCUUGGGCCCUAAUGGAACUGAACUAAGUAAUGGGGAGCCGAGUGAGGCCUACAGGUCCCUGAGUGACCCUAUCCCACAGCGUCAUCGGGCUGCCACCUCUGAGGAGCCCUCAGGGUUCUCUGUGGACAGCAAUCUCCUGGGCUCCCUGAACUCUAAGACAGGGCUUCCAGUGACCCCAGCUAUGGAUGAGGGCCUGACCAGUGGCCACAGUGACUGGUCUGUGGUUAGCGAAGAGAACAAGGACUAUCAGGAAGUCAUUCAGAGUAUCGUUCAGGGGCCUGGUGCCUUGGGGCGUAUGGGAGAAGACAGGGUUGCUGGCAAGACCCCCAAGAAGAAAUCUCUGAGUGACCCUAGUCGCCGUGGGGAGUUGGCUGGGCCUGGAUUUGAGGGCCCAGGAGGGGAGCCCAUUCGGGAAGUGGAGCCCAUGCUGCCUCCCUCCAGCAGUGAGCCUAUCCUUGUAGAGCAGUGGGCAGAGCCAGAAGACCCUGGUCCUGCCAGGGGCAGGGCACAGUCAGAGAGGUCCCUACCUGCCCCACUUGCUUCCUCCACUGCCCACCAUGGCUUCCAUCUUGACCCCAAGCUGACCAAUGUCCCCUCCCCUCGGCUCACCCGUCGAGGCUCCAAGAAGCGCCCAGCCCGGAGCAGUCACCAGGAGCUUCGGAGAGAGGAAGGCCACCAGGACCAGAGUGGUGGCCUCACACAAAUUCGGUCCUCCUCUAAACAUGUUCGCCACGCCAGUGUGCCAGCCACCUUUACACCUAUUGUGGUGCCUGAACCUGCCACGUCCGUGGGACCCACUGUGGCUGUGCCGGAGCCUGUGGGCUUUCCCGUUCGAGGCCAUUCCACGUUGCAGGCACCAUCACUUGAGGAUGUGACUAAACAGUACAUGCUGACCCUUCACUCUGGUGAUGCUCCUGCUGCAGGUCCUGUGGACCUGCCCUGCCUGCCUCCCUCUGCACCGCCCUCCACUGAGACCAAGCCCUCCGGGACUGUCAGGGCAACUCCAGAUGAACCAGCCCCAGCGAGCAAGUGCUGUAGCAAGCCACAAGUGGACAUGAGGAAGCAUGUGACCAUGACCCUGCUGGACACGGAGCAGUCGUAUGUGGAGUCACUGCGCACCCUAAUGCAGGGCUACAUGCAGCCUCUGAAGCAGCCGGAGAACUCCUUGCUGUGUGACCCGUCUCUGGUGGAUGAGAUCUUCGACCAGAUCCCCGAGCUGCUGGAGCACCAUGAGCAGUUCCUGGAGCAGGUGCGGCACUGCGUGCAGACGUGGCACGCCCAGCAGAAGGUGGGAGCCCUGCUCGUCCAGUCGUUCUCCAAAGACGUCUUGGUGAACAUCUAUUCGGCCUAUAUUGAUAACUUCCUCAACGCAAAGGAUGCUGUGCGUGUAGCUAAGGAGGCCAGGCCAGCCUUUCUCAAGUUCUUGGAGCAAAGCAUGCGUGAGAAUAAGGAAAAGCAGGCGCUGUCCGACCUCAUGAUAAAGCCUGUGCAGAGAAUCCCACGCUAUGAGCUUCUGGUGAAGGACCUUCUGAAGCACACACCGGAAGACCAUCCAGACCACCCACUGCUGCUGGACGCUCAGCGGAACAUCAAGCAGGUGGCCGAGCGCAUCAACAAGGGCGUGCGGAGUGCGGAGGAGGCGGAGCGGCAUGCCCGUGUGCUGCAGGAGAUCGAAGCCCACAUUGAGGGCAUGGAGGACCUCCAGGCCCCCCUGCGGCGGUUCCUGAGGCAAGAGAUGGUUAUUGAAGUGAAGGCCAUUGGAGGCAAGAAGGACCGAUCCCUCUUCCUGUUCACAGACCUCCUUGUCUGCACCACCCUGAAACGGAAGUCGGGCUCCCUGAGGCGCAGCUCCAUGAGCCUGUACACAGCAGCCAGCGUCAUUGAUACAGCCAGCAAAUACAAGCUGCUGUGGAAGCUGCCACUGGAAGACACAGACAUCAUCAAGGGGGCAUCUCAAGCCACCAAUCGGGAGACCAUCCAGAAGGCCAUCAGCCGCCUGGAUGAAGACCUGGCAACCCUGAGCCAAAUGAGCAAGCUCUCGGAGAGCCUCGGCUUCCCCCACCAGAGCCUGGAUGAUGCGUUGAAGGAUCUCUCAGCCGCCAUGCACCGGGACCUGUCAGAAAAGCAGGCGCUGUGCUACUCCCUGGCCUUCCCGCCCACCAAGCUGGAGCUGUGUGCCACCCGGCCCGAGGGCACCGACUCCUACAUCUUUGAGUUUCCCCACCCCGAUGCCCGCCUGGGCUUUGAGCAGGCCUUUGAUGAGGCCAAGAGGAAGCUGGCAUCCAGUAAGAACUGUCUAGACCCCGAGUUCCUCAAGGCCAUCCCUAUCAUGAAAACCCGCAGUGGCAUGCAGUUUUCGUGUGCUGCCCCCACCUUCAGCAGCUGCCCAGAGCCAGCACCAGAGGUAUGGGUGUGCAACAGUGACGGCUACGUAGGUCAGGUGUGCCUGCUAAGCUUGAGGGCGGAACCAGACGUGGAGGCCUGCAUCGCUGUUUGCUCUGCCCGCAUUCUCUGUAUCGGAGCGGUGCCAGGCCUGCAGCCACGCUGCCCGCGAGAGCAGCCAGAGCCCUUGAGGAACCCCCCAGAGACCACACUGGAGUCCACUGGGCCAGAUCUGGAUGUUGAGGCCACAGCUGAGGAGGAAGCAGCGACGCUGGCCGAGCCAGGGCCUCAGCCUUGCCUACACAUUUCCAUCUCAGGAUCUGGCCUGGAAAUGGAUCCAGGCCCUGCCAAGGGUGACCCCCAGCCUGAGUUGGUGCCCUUUGACAGCGACUCUGAUGAUGAGUCCUCCCCCAGCCCCUCCGGGACGCUUCAGAGCCAAGCCAGCCAAUCUACCAUCUCCUCCAGCUUUGGCAAUGAAGAGACCCCAAGCUCCAAAGAGGCCACUGCAGAGACAACCAGCUCCGAGGAAGAGCAGGAGCCUGGCUUCCUGUCACUCUCGGGCUCCUUUGGGCCAGGCGGUCCCUGUGGUGCCAGCCCGAUGGAUGGAAGAGCCCUUCGCCGCUCCAGCCGUGGCUCCUUCACAAGGGGAAGCCUUGAGGACCUGUUGAGCGUGGACCCUGAGGCCUAUCAGAGUUCCGUGUGGCUGGGAACUGAGGACGGCUGUGUCCACGUCUACCAGUCCUCUGAUAGCAUCCGUGACCGCAGGAACAGCAUGAAGCUCCAGCACGCUGCCUCCGUGACCUGCAUCCUGUAUCUGAAUAACCAGGUGUUCGUGUCUCUGGCCAAUGGAGAACUUGUAGUCUACCAAAGGGAAGCAGGGCGUUUCUGGGAUCCCCAGAACUUCAAAUCGAUGACCCUGGGUUCUCAUGGGAGCCCCAUUACCAAGAUGGUGUCUGUGGGUGGACGGCUGUGGUGUGGCUGCCAGAACCGGGUCCUUGUCCUGAGCCCUGACACAUUGCAGCUGGAGCACACAUUCUAUGUGGGGCAGGAUUCCAGCCGAAGUGUGGCUUGCAUGGUCGACUCCAGCCUGGGCGUGUGGGUGACCUUGAAAGGCAGUGCCCAUGUCUGUCUCUAUCAUCCAGACACCUUCGAGCAGCUGGCGGAGGUAGAUGUCACCCCUCCUGUGCACAGGAUGCUGGCAGGCUCAGAUGCCAUCAUCCGGCAGCACAAGGCAGCCUGCCUGAGGAUCACAGCGCUGUUGGUGUGUGCGGAGCUGCUGUGGGUGGGCACCAGUGCUGGGGUCGUGCUGACUAUCCCCACCUCCCCAAGCACCGUCAACUGCCCACGAGCCCCUCUCAGCCCGGCUGGCCUGUGCCAGGGGCACACCGGCCACGUCCGCUUCCUGGCUGCAGUCCAGCUGCCUGACGGCUUCAACCUUCUGUGUUCAACCCCACCACCUCCCCCAGACACAGGUCCUGAGAAGCUGCCAUCCCUGGAUCACCGGGACUCCCCUCGGCGCCGAGGCCCUGCCUCAGCCAGGCCUAAAAUGCUGGUCAUCAGUGGUGGUGACGGCUCUGAGGACUUCCGACUCAGCAGCGGGGGUGGCGGCAGCAGCGAGACUGUGGGCCGAGACGACAGCACAAACCACCUGCUCCUGUGGAGGGUGUGAGCCUGCCCCCGUGGCUCAGGACUCGGCUGUCCACCUGUCUGCAGAGUGUCCACGCAGGGGCAUACCACGUGGACUCUGUCUCAUCUUUGUGGAAGCAUUCCUGGUAGACCGCCACCAGCUAGGCCGAGGCCUCUCGUACCCACUGACUACCCUAGUGCUCCCCUUUGGGAGCAGGGUGGAGAUGUGGGGGCUGCCCAGGACCUCUGUCCCUGAAGCUUCUACCAAAGACACAGCCAGGCCUGGACCCCACGGGGCUGGGGAGGCCGUGUGCAAUAUGUGGAGAGCUCUCUGGGGCAGUGCGAAGGCUAAGGGCGGCACCCUUUCCUAUGUACAGUAUUUAUGUUACCCUUUAGAUGAAUACUUUCCAAAGCACUUAUUUAUGCAGUGACCUGGGGCAGGACAUGAUGUGAGGAAAAGACAGGAGGAGAAAAGCCUGUUCCUGCCUGAGAGGCCACCCUGGAACCCUAACCUAGCUGUCCUGGAAGGACCAAUGCCCACCCAUUACACACACACACACACACACACACACACACACACACAGAGAGAGAGAGAGAGAGAGAGAGAGAUACUCAGCACACAUUCACUCUGCAUGUUCAGGGCACUAAGACACUGUCCCUUAACAUAAACUCCAGCCCUCCCUGAUGGGGCCGCCCAUCCUAAUCCAGAAGCAAAGUUUGCUCAGUUGCUCCCACAGGGGAGCUUCCCUGAGUUUAGCAUUUCCAAGGUGAUGCCUGAGGUUCCUUAUUGUGGGAACAUCGGUAGGUCUGGGACAGGGCUUUCUCAGGUAAGAGGAAAGGGCCCUCAGCCCUCACAGCCGGGUAAGCCCCAGCGCCUGCCCCAUGUCUCAUGCACUGGCACGUCGGUCACCUUGUGGGUGGACCUCUGAGUCCCCUUUCUCUGACCACUGAAUCGAGUCCCUCUCUAAACACCCACCUGCCAAGGGCAGCCCCUUCAGGAAGGACACCCCACCCCACCCCCAGAGUUGAGGGACUAGACAUAACCGGUUCAGCUGAGAAGACUGUCCCUCACGGCCAGGCUGCAGGGAGCCACCCUGAUGCUCAGCCCCUGGCUUCAGCUACAACUCCAAAGGUCUGGUUUCAGAUAGGAUUUGUUUGUUCUGUUUGAUUUUGUUUUUCUUUGGGGUGGGUGGGUCAUUAUGGUCUUAGAUGAUGUUUCUCUUGCUACCAAACAGCCAUGUAUUAACUCUCUUCAGAUGAUGAAAUUUAAAGAGUCAAUAAAUAGAAACACCAAA
Apodemus sylvaticus (European woodmouse) is the source of this 7862-nucleotide messenger RNA. It is a transcript of the gene Arhgef17, whose product is annotated as Rho guanine nucleotide exchange factor 17. Gene Ontology annotation, molecular function: guanyl-nucleotide exchange factor activity; protein binding. The record is from RefSeq and is a predicted model, not a curated record. The coding region runs from base 437 to 6610 and encodes 2057 amino acids. Gene Ontology annotation, biological process: actin cytoskeleton organization. NCBI's taxonomy places the organism in Eukaryota, Metazoa, Chordata, Mammalia, Rodentia, Muridae. The transcript has 21 exons.